GGCUCAUCGAAUAGUUCUACUUCAAGACUUAUCCCCUGAUGGCAAGUAGGAUUUAAGCCUUGGGUACUUUUUGGGGCUCGAUGAAGACCAAUCUAAUAAUCAACAGCUUAGCACCGCUGUAAUAUUGGCCGACCAGCCGAGAUCUCCAGGAACCUUAGCAAACCCCACAGAUCAUCCACCUAUCGCUGUGAUAUAUCUUCCCGGCAUCUUGGUUCGGGGUCUUGGCUUCGUGCUGUUUCGAGCCCGAGCGUGUGAACCCUCCAAGUUUUAUAUUAGACGUUUCUGGAAAAUGUGUAAAUAUAAAUACGACCUCUAGACUUUCUUUCCUUUGCUAGAAAUCGGGAAGAUAGAUGCCUGCAACUUGAGCUAUUAGAGGAAUAUCUGUUAAAAAAUAGUUUUCAAGCACAGCGUUUCGACGAUGCAGCUCGACCUAAUGAGCUCGCUUAUAGCUGCGCUUGCUCUCCUCUCGCCAGCACUUGCGACGGAACACUCCAAGAUCCCGUCCCGUCCCAAUGUCGUACCAGGGCCUUAUAACGCCGGCAAAGCUAUGCCGCCCUCGCCUCCGCGUGAGGAAGGGAGGUACUGCCACGUAAAGCAAGGGUGUAGCACGAAACGCGACGAUGCACCGCAUAUACUGCAGGCUCUGCGAGAAUGCAACAACGGUGGUACCGUCGUAUUCGACAAGGCGUAUCAGAUUGGCUCGCCGCUAGAUCUCAAUUUUCUCAAGCACAUCGACAUUGUCAUCACCGGCUCCAUCGCUUUCGACGACUCUGACGUGUACUACUGGCAGAACAAUAGCUUCAAGUACGAGUUCCAGAACCAGAGCGUGUUUUGGAAGUUCGGUGGAGAGGAUGUCAAUAUAUACGGCGACUUGACUCUGGAGGAGGGGAAGAGUGUCAUCGAUGGCAAGGGUCAGGCGUAUUGGGAGGAGUUGCAGAAUAAUACGGCUUUGUAUCGGCCUAUGCUCUUUGCCUUUGACGGCAUGAAAGGGGCCACCAUGUCGAAUCUGCGGAUGCGCAACCCGCCAAACUGGUUCAAUAUUAUUGCGAAUAGUUCCGACAUCAUCGUUAGCAAUAUGGAUCUUCGCGCGGAGUCACUUAACGGGGUGAAAAUUGCCAACUCGGAUGGUUGGGAUACCUACCGUUCCGAUCGAGUAGUAAUACAAGAUUCUUUUAUUCGGAAUACCGAUGACUGCGUGUCCUUCAAACCAAACAGCACCAACGUUGUCAUCCAAAACUUGGAGUGUAUUGGCUCGCAUGGUAUUAGUAUUGGUUCUAUUGGCCAAUACGUGGAUCAAACAGACAUAGUUGAGAACCUUCACAUCUACAACAUCUCCAUGACUAACGCUAGCGACUUUGCGAGGAUAAAGGUGUGGCCCGGCGCGCAGACUAACUUCCAGACUCAUCUCGUCGGCGGUGGGGGAUCUGGCUAUGUUCGGAACGUUACGUAUGACCUCCUUCAUAGCAUUAAUAACGAUAGGGCCAUCACCAUCACGCAGUGUUACGGACAGAGCAACGAGACGUUGUGUAAUGAGUUCCCGGCCAACUUAACUAUCGAGGACGUAACCAUGAAGAACAUCUACGGAACGACCUCUGCGAAGUUGGACCCGCAAGCAGGCUCGCUUGUAUGCAGCGCACCGGACCGAUGUAGCAACAUCAAAAUUGAAAAUAUCACGGUCACGGUUCCGAGUGGAGAGUCUCCGGUUUACGAGUGUAGGAAUAUGGAUAACGGCCUGCUACAACUGACUUGCGUUGCAGAAUCCGAGGAAGAUCGGGAUACGGAGCAAGGUUAGGGGUGCAUCUUGCCGAAAUCUCUGUAUAUUUGAAUAAAUA
Molecule: messenger RNA, 1832 nt
Organism: Daldinia vernicosa
Lineage: Eukaryota; Fungi; Ascomycota; Sordariomycetes; Xylariales; Hypoxylaceae
Product: glycoside hydrolase family 28 protein
Exons: 6
Coding region: 419-1792 (457 amino acids)
Biological process (GO): carbohydrate metabolic process
Molecular function (GO): polygalacturonase activity
Source: RefSeq, a predicted model, not a curated record